AUGUCUAUGAACUUUGUCACUUUCAACCAAGAUUACAGCUAUCUAGCUGUCGGUACUUCCAAGGGAUUUCGGAUCUUCACAACGGACCCUUUCACUAAGAGCUAUGAAACCAAAGAUGGAAACAUAGCGAUCCUGGAAAUGUUAUUCUCAACAUCGCUAGUGGCUCUCAUCUUAUCACCCCGCCGUCUUCAGAUUACAAACACCAAGCGGCAAUCCACCAUAUGCGAGUUGACUUUUCCAACGACCGUGCUAGCGGUCAAGUUGAAUCGGAAACGACUGGUGCUAGUGCUCGAAGAUUACAUCUAUCUAUACGAUAUUCAGACGAUGAAACUUCUUUCGACAAUUGAGACGUCGCCUAAUCCAAACGAUCGACCCAUCAGUCCUAGUUCCGGCGACUAUCGGGACGAACAAGAUGAGUCUGGCAUGGAUGCAUCUGAUUUCAACUCGAGGAAGCAUAAUGGCACAUUAAUGGGCAUGCUCCGACGGACAUCCCAAAAUGUUGGGAAUACGUUUGCCGCUACUGUGGGGGGGUAUCUGCCCAAAGGAGUCAGCGAGAUGUGGGAGCCGACACGAGACUUUGCCUGGAUGAAACUGCCGAAGUCGGGGCAGGGCUCAGGAGGUCAGGCCACCGGACCUGUGAGGAGUGUUGUAGCUAUGAGCAGCAACACACCGCAGGUUAUGGUAGUUACCAGUGAGGGCAACUUCUAUGUGUUCAACAUCGAUCUAUCCAAGGGCGGCGAGGGCACACUGACCAAACAAUAUUCUGUACUUGAUACCAAUGACAAACUUGGAACGUCAGGCUUGGACUAUUGA
Molecule: messenger RNA, 813 nt
Organism: Talaromyces amestolkiae
Lineage: Eukaryota; Fungi; Ascomycota; Eurotiomycetes; Eurotiales; Trichocomaceae
Exons: 5
Coding region: 1-813 (270 amino acids)
Biological process (GO): nucleophagy; protein localization to phagophore assembly site; protein lipidation
Cellular component (GO): phagophore assembly site membrane; fungal-type vacuole membrane; extrinsic component of membrane
Molecular function (GO): phosphatidylinositol-3,5-bisphosphate binding; protein binding; phosphatidylinositol-3-phosphate binding
Source: RefSeq, a predicted model, not a curated record